CUUUAUUUCAUAGGUCCUCAUGGUUGUAUGGCAGCGAAGCAUCAGUUCAGAUGGCUGAUGUACUGCUGUUGAUGAUGAUGAAUACCUCAUAGCACCUUAUCGAUUCAUGGCUCAAUGAUCUGUUCAUGAAGGCACACUCAUGGAAUUUUCUUAUUGUCACAGUCCCAUUCGAACUUGAGCUUAUCUGCUUUUUGGGUUUUACACUGCUCUAUUCCACUUUAGGCUACGAUAUACUUCGGCAUAUACACCUCGGUCAUUCCGAUCACCUUGACUUCUUCUUAGCAACGUCCAAAAGUCUGUUAACUACCUGUGUCAGUUUAAGUGAACCUGCUUACUCUUGUUCGCUUUUUCCCCACGCUUCCGAGUAUCACAAAUUCUGGUCUGCACCUACCGUCUCUUUCCUCUGGUUCCCUCUAUCCCUUAAUCAAUUCUUAUUGAUUCAGCUGCUUUUGGGUUUUUUACUCAUCCACGGCAUUUACGCAUGACCGAAGGUAGUCUCACGGCCUUUCUAGCUGGAGCCGCUGCUGGUUUAUCUGUCGACAUCAGUCUCUUCCCAAUUGAUACAAUCAAAACCCGUGUACAGAGCGCCCAACACGGCACUCAAGUGGUGCCUACGCCUCUUCGACUGUUUGCUGGUUUACCGGCAGUUCUAGUGGGCUCAGCACCUGGCGCCGCCAUCUUUUUCUUGACAUAUGAAGCGGUCAAAUUUGGCACCCACUCUUCAGGAUGGAGACCAAUAUAUUCUUGCACUCUAGCAGCUUGUAUCGCUGAAGUGACGGCGUGUGUUGUCCGUGUGCCGUGCGAAGUAUUGAAACAACGAGCUCAGAGUUCUCACGCCUCUAUUCGAACUAUCUUCUCGGGAACUUUGGGCGCUGAAGGUGUUCGUGGACUUUAUCGUGGAUAUCUCAGCACUGUCCUCCGUGAAGUCCCUUUUUCUUUUAUCCAAUUUCCCACUUGGGAGUGCUUAAAGUUUUGCGCUCGUCGGUGGAACGAAAUACACAGUCAUUCCGCCUUAUCAUCCACGACGUUCACUCGUCCUGGUGACUUGACCUUUUGGCAGUCCGCCAUCUGUGGCAGUCUGUCCGGGGGAAUUGCUGGCGCAUUGACCACUCCUCUGGACGUUGCAAAGACAAGGAUCAUGCUGGCCAAGGUACACCUGAAACAGUCACUGUGACCGACACCGUUUUAUUGGACUCUGUUCCAUUUCUCUUCCUUGCUAUCGUUUAGGCUCGUCUCCUUUUGCUACCAGGCAUCUUACAUCACGAGAGCAGGAAUAGCCCCUUUAUGUUUAGUCCCCUUUCUGCCCACUUCACAUGUCUGAUUAGUUCGAAGAUUCUACUUAACCUAUCAUAUUUUGAGGUGGUUUUUUGCUUUGUCGGUCAUGAAACUCAGCAUGCUGAGCACACACAUCCGUCAACAAUUGUCGUACCAUAUCGACAUUAUUCUUCAGCAC
Messenger RNA from Dicrocoelium dendriticum, 1453 nucleotides. Lineage: Eukaryota; Metazoa; Platyhelminthes; Trematoda; Plagiorchiida; Dicrocoeliidae. The record is from the annotation of a GenBank genome assembly.